Blepharisma stoltei is the source of this 1365-nucleotide messenger RNA. The record is from the annotation of a GenBank genome assembly. Lineage: Eukaryota; Ciliophora; Heterotrichea; Heterotrichida; Blepharismidae.
AUGGGAAUUGUUGUGAAACUUUUGCUGCCUCUACUUAUUGAAUGCACAAUUUUAUAUGUAGUAGAAGUAAGCAGAGAAGGCGCCAGGGCACCUUUACAGUUCAUGCCUUGGGAUAACUUGCAGAAAUGGCCUCAAGGCCCGGCGAAACUUUCACCAUCUGGGAUGAGGCAGCAUUAUUUAAUAGGGGCUGAGCUUAGAAAUCGAUAUGUCAAUAAUACAAAAUUAUUAAGUCCUUGGUUCUAUACACCUGAAAUAAAGGUUUAUUCGACUGAUAAUGAUAGAACAUUAACAAGCGCCACUAGCCAACUUUUAGGCCUUUACCCACCUGGGACUGGACCAAGUUUAAGGAAUAAAUUCCAACUCAACAAUUCAGUUCCACCUAUAGAGGUGGAAAACCAGCAAACUAUUAUAAAUAAACUGGGAUAUUCAGCAUUACCGAAUAACACACAAGUUAUCUCUAUUCAUACAGAUCUUCUAAGCAGAGAGGCUUUACUUUUGCCUGCUUAUGAUUGUGACAGAUAUGAGUAUUUAGUCCAAGUAAGAAAUAGUAGCCAAGAUGUAAAUCAACUAAUCCUGGAUAACCAAAAUUUGUUUACCACUAUCCAAAAAUCUUUCAGUUGUAGCUACCAAUAUGCUGUGUACAUUUUCCCAAAAUUGUUGGACUCAUUGAACUGUAACAUAUUCCAUGGCUACUCAGUUCCGAGCGAAUUCUCAGGAUCUUACUAUACAAAUGCUACGAAUUUUUAUGCAGAAUAUAUAUAUAAUGUUUACUAUUCUCCAGACGCGCUUGCAAAAUAUGCAGGGAGCGGGUUUCUCAUUAAUUUAAUGAAUGAGUUUAAGCUUGCUAAAACUCAGUCUAUGGAAACCAGGUUUUCGUUUUAUUCAGGACAAGACAGGACAAUUCUAAAUAUUUUAGCAAGCUUGCAGCUUCCUGCAGAUUUUGAGCCUCCAUUUGCUUCUCAGCUGAUUUUUCAAUUGAUACAAGAAAAUGAAAACCUUUUUGUGACUUUAGAUUAUAACGAUCAGCCUGUGGUUAUCCCUACCUGUGGAAACUACAAGUGCCCAUUUUAUAAUUUUAUUAGGUAUUUAGCUAUAAGGACUUUACAUAACACAACUGUAGCUUGCUACUUAAAUCAGGAGCAGAGCACGUGGGGAAUUAUUACAAAGCCAGGAGACGAAGAAUUUGACUUUACAGGAAAAAGUGAUCUAGGCCACAUACGAUGGUUUGGAUGGUUUGCAAUUGCAUAUUUAGCAGCAGUUUUAUUAGGGAUUAUAGGAGUUUUCAUUGUUUAUAGAAUUAAGCAGAAAAAACCAAAAAAGAAAAACCAGCCAUAUGCAGCGAUUGAUAUUGAUGGAGAAAUAUAA